Messenger RNA from Anastrepha ludens (Mexican fruit fly), 1813 nucleotides. RefSeq names its product juvenile hormone epoxide hydrolase 1-like. Gene Ontology annotation, molecular function: epoxide hydrolase activity. The record is from RefSeq and is a predicted model, not a curated record. Lineage: Eukaryota; Metazoa; Arthropoda; Insecta; Diptera; Tephritidae. Gene Ontology annotation, biological process: epoxide metabolic process. The transcript is spliced from 4 exons. Bases 148 to 1518 code for a protein of 456 amino acids.
ACCAACAAUCAGUCGGAGUUGAACGGUACGCGCGCGUUGUUGCCACCGGCGCGUAGCUUUACAAAGUUUUGCAGUUGGACAAAAAGCAUAGAAUACGCGUAAAUUUUUCAUACAAAAAACUUCUAACAGAAACCUCUUCACUCAACUAUGGGUGUCUUAAUACGCUUCGUGGUGGUGAUCGCCUCGUUUGGCCUUGCCGUGCUUUUACAAAACUAUCGCCUUCUCUCACGUUCCCUACCAGCACCCCAACUGAACGCCACGCAAUAUUGGGGGCCGGGCAGUGAUAACAAUUACAAAGAAGAUAGCGCGAUUAAGCCAUUUGAUAUCAGAGCAAAUCCUGAGCUCAUCGCUGAACUUAAAGCGCAAUUGUCGCGACCAUUGACCCUGCACGAACCGCUGGAAGGUGUUGGCUUUCAAUAUGGUUUCAACGCCAAGGAGCUGCAGAACGUCGUCACAUAUUGGCGCGAUACAUAUCUGCCUAAGUGGGCUGAAAGCGAAGCGUACCUGAAUCAGUAUCCACAUUUUGAAACACAAAUUCAGGGUUUGCGCAUGCACUUUAUCCAUGUAAAACCACAAGCCACCGAAGGAAAAAAGAUACUCCCAUUACUGCUACUUCACGGAUGGCCUGGUUCUGUACGCGAAUUCUACGACUUCAUUCCUUUACUUAUAACUCCCAAUUCGAAAAGCGAUUAUAUUUUCGAAGUGAUUGCACCCAGUUUGCCCGGUUAUGGCUGGUCACAGAGUUCCUCGAAAGUCGGCUUUGGCACCGCUCAAAUAGCUGUUGUUCUGCGAAAUCUUAUGCUACGCAUUGGACAUGAGAAAUUCUUAGUGCAAGGUGGCGAUUGGGGAUCUGUGAUCGGUUCUAGCAUGGCUGCACUCUUCCCUCAAAACGUAUUAGCCUAUCAUUCGAAUAUGUGUACCGCCAUGAAUCCACUCGCGCUAAUCACAAAAGGGUUGCGCAUCCUAUUUCCCAGCAUUUACCUUAAACAAGAACACAGAGAAUUCUUUCGUUCUUUCGGCGAUGAGCUUUCAUAUAUUCUUGAAGAAACUGGCUACUUGCAUUUACAUACUACAAAACCGGACACCAUUGGUGCGGCCCUGUCGCACAAUCCCAUUGGUUUGGCUGCUUAUACAUUGGAAAAAUUCUCAACUUGGACCGAUCCGGAAUACAGAAACCUGCCGGAUGGUGGUCUGACGUUGCGUUACACAAUGGAUAGCCUCUUGGAUAAUGUUAUGAUUUAUUAUAUAACAAAUUCAAUAACGACAUCGCAGCGCAUCUACGCAGAGGCGUGGUCAACAAUUCAAAAUGAUAUUGAACGCGUUCACGUCCAGGUGCCAACUGCUUGUGCACGCUUUAAGUGGGACAUGAUGCAUGCCAGCGACAGCGAAUUGAAGCACAAAUACAAAAACCUCAUUCAAAGCACAUUUUACAAAGAUGGCGGCCAUUUUCCAGCAAUGGAAUUGCCAGAGACUCUCUACGGGGACUUCAUUGAAUUUGUUAAAAAAGCUGGCUUAUAAAUUUACUAAACUAAAUAGUUGAUAAAUAAUUUGUAUUUUGAGGUGUUUCUAGAAGAAUGUGUGGUUUUCUUAUUAUAACUAACGGGAAAAUGUGUACUGCAUAUCGGAAAGAUGCAUACAAGUAGAUAUGUAUGUGUGUACUUAUAUGCCUUUAACCUCUUGUUUUUCUGCUACAUUUUUUCAGAAAUGAAUCUCACUGUAAAUGAAAUAUUUUAUGUAAUAAGUUUUAUAAUUUUACCGUAAUUUUUUAUCAUCUAAACAACACAGACAACAAGGUUCAUUGCACAGCCUAAAA